AUGGCCAGCUAUGUUUCACCAGACGUUAGUCAGAGCUAUCAAGUCCAAGUAGAGGCAAUCAUGGAAGAGCGCGCGUUCCCGCUUCUGCUACAAACCUUCCUUUUCGCGCUUUAUGCCGUACUCACGCUCUACUUUCUAUGGAGCAAACGCAAAGCGGUCCCGCUUCUCACGUUCCCCUUAUUCGUGGCUGUCGCCAUGUUUCUACUCUUCUCGGCUUACUGGGCUCUCGGGGUGUACCUUUUGUGGGCGGAAGUAUACCGCCUCCUACCGGCCCAUCAAUCCUCUCUCACCGGAAAAGACCCUCGUUGGAUCUACCGACCAUCGUCACCUUCUCUGUACGCUCAAGAGGUUCUGCAAGUAAUGAUGAUCGUGUUGGGCGAUGUUGUUUCUCUUUGGCGCGCCUACGCUAUCUAUGGUCGGCCAAGAUCGCUGUACAUUGUCUUUGGCAGCAUAUUGCUCAUCGAAACCGUAGCGUCAAGUUUCUUCUGUGCUGCGCUGGCUGUCGAUUACCUACCACUUCCGCAAACUUCCGUCCUCUACCCGUUCCUAGUCUCGAUCAAGGACUCCUGCUUUCUCGUGGCGUAUCUGGUGACAGAUGUGUCGCAACUGGCAGCCACGCUCUCGAUUGCGUAUAAGACUUGGGCCCAUUGGAAGGACGUACGAGAGUUUAUACAUCGCUCAUCAAAGCGCCACUCGCUCGCCAUGCUUGAGAUCCUCGUGGAAUCAGGCGUUGUCUAUCUGGCCCUUCUGGGUUGGUACGGCGUUGUCAGCUGGUACGGUCGAUUAGACACAGCGGUCUGGUAUACAUCUGCGUAUUACAUGAACCCUCUUAUUGCGAUGUAUCCUACCCUCGUCGUUGUACUGAUCUCCAUACGCCACUCUGUACUCGAGAGCAGCAUCAAGUCAGCCCUCCCAGCCGCCUUCGACAUGGAGUUCGCAGAACGAAGCCACAUGCGCAGAACGGGAAGCGAUGUUUCAUGGAGUUAUCGUCCCGAUAGCGAGCACGAGACCCUGUUGCAUCAGGACCCGGAGUGGCUCGAAGUUAGCUUUGGUCCUAGUAUCGGGUUGGACAGCAUAUUCUUGAACAAAGACAAGGAAGGGGUGAUACAGACGGACAACGAUUCAUCUGAUGGCGACAUAUCGGUCCUAAAAAGGCCGGGCCGCGCUCUCAUGUACUCCUCUGACUCGCAAAUAUAA
This is a messenger RNA of Peniophora sp. CBMAI 1063, 1197 nucleotides long. The record is from the annotation of a GenBank genome assembly. Lineage: Eukaryota; Fungi; Basidiomycota; Agaricomycetes; Russulales; Peniophoraceae.